Morus notabilis is the source of this 883-nucleotide messenger RNA. RefSeq names its product transcription factor IBH1. Lineage: Eukaryota; Viridiplantae; Streptophyta; Magnoliopsida; Rosales; Moraceae. The transcript has 2 exons. The record is from RefSeq and is a predicted model, not a curated record. The coding region runs from base 242 to 802 and encodes 186 amino acids. Gene Ontology annotation, biological process: regulation of DNA-templated transcription.
AUUGUGUCAGAACUGGAUUCUUACCUUUUGUCCUUGUGAGCCGUGAGAGAUCAGAGAUCAGCGAUCGAUCAGCACAAAUAAGAGCACCCCUUAUAAGCUUUGAUUUGUCAGAAGAAAGUCUCUACAUCUCUUAACGGUUUGUCAGUCUUUUGGUAAUUGGUUUUUUUCUCAGUUCUCAGCUGAUCUCCCAAAAAAAAAAAACCCACCUGAAGAAAGCCCUAAUAUCCUUCCCAAAGGCCUCAUGAUGAAUCCACAGCGGUUGUCUCUAAGCUUUUCCAGUACUAGUUACAAGUACAGAUUCGUCCAAGGGUUUAUUCGAGCCCUAAAGAGAAUAAACAGGCAAAAACUGGCCACAUCUCUACUUUCUCGUUCUUCUCCUACGGAGAUUUACAAGAGAUAUCUCAAGGUCAAGUCUGCUGCUGACGCGUCUAUGGCUUCUGCGGUUGGUUUGAGGAGAGCUUGGAGCCGAGCUUUGCUUCAGAGAAUCCGAGACCAAGAAAGGAUUAAUUUUGGUAACAAAUAUUAUAAAUAUUGUCCUGCAGGGACAAGAAUUAGAGGCAAGAGUACUACUUUUACCAUGAUCAGGAAUAUUAAGAGAUCAUCAGAUGAUCGUAAUUGUAAGGAUCAGGAGAGUAUAAAUAAUGGUGCACUUGGUUGGAAAGCCAACGAGCUUCGGAAGCUUGUGCCUGGUGGUGAAGCCAUGGACAUGUGUAACUUGUUGGACGAGACUGCCCAUUACAUAAAGUGUCUUGCCACCCAAGUAAAGCUCAUGAAAAGAAUCGCCGAUUUUGCCUCUGCUUGAUCAUCAGUCACGAACUUAAUAUACACUUGAUUUUUUAGUGUUGCAGCUCGGAAAAACCAAGAGUUUUUUUUUUCUCUAAUU